This is a messenger RNA of Trichomonas vaginalis G3, 642 nucleotides long. Its product is annotated as spermatogenesis-associated protein 17 family. The coding region runs from base 1 to 642 and encodes 213 amino acids. Gene Ontology annotation, biological process: mitotic cell cycle; establishment of meiotic spindle localization; spindle organization. Lineage: Eukaryota; Parabasalia; Trichomonadida; Trichomonadidae. The transcript has a single exon. Gene Ontology annotation, cellular component: spindle pole. The record is from RefSeq and is a predicted model, not a curated record. Gene Ontology annotation, molecular function: protein binding.
AUGGCAUCCUUCGCAAACAUUUAUAGGAACAGGAGGAACAUUGUUAAUCGCUAUUUCACAGAAAUUGAAAAGGCACAAGAGUGUAGAGAAAAAGAAUACAGAGCAGCUUUAACAAUUCAGGCUGCUUGGAGAAAAUAUAAAAUCCUCAAGCGUAGAAAACUUAGAAACGAGAGCGCUAUAAAGAUACAAAAAACCUGGAGAAUGUUCCAUGAAGGCAUGCUCUUCAGAUGUCUCAAAACGGAAAAAGAAACUGAAGAUAGAAACAAAUUAUUCAACGAAAAGGCCAGGAAAAUCCAAAAAGUUUGGAGAGGUUACUGGGAAAGAAAACACGUAUUCGAUUUCAACAAGCAGAAGGCAUUUAUGAACGAUGUCCAGAAGAAGAAUGAAGAAAUGGAACUCAUGCUCGAUAAUUACUACACACAGACUUCCGAAGCCGCAACAUUUGCUGAAGAGGAACAGAAAUCAGUACAAGACGUUAAGAAAGCGCUUCAUACCCAUUACCUUGUUUCAACUUCUGCAAUUCCUUCAAUAUAUCAGCCACCUGCAUUCACAAAAGAUGCUGCCGCAAUGCCUGCUAUCGAACAGUUCAUCAGAACAGUCAACAAAGCUAAAAUUGUGGUUCCAAGCAUUGGAAAACGCUAG